Molecule: messenger RNA, 3663 nt
Organism: Sciurus carolinensis (gray squirrel)
Lineage: Eukaryota; Metazoa; Chordata; Mammalia; Rodentia; Sciuridae
Gene: Slc67a2
Product: major facilitator superfamily domain containing 9
Exons: 6
Coding region: 43-1497 (484 amino acids)
Biological process (GO): transmembrane transport
Molecular function (GO): transmembrane transporter activity
Source: RefSeq, a predicted model, not a curated record
UGAGCGGCUGCGGCGGCGUCAGCACUCGCAGCCUGCGCUCCUAUGGAGCUGGGGGGUCGCCGGGGCCUGGGCUUGGCGCCGGGGCUGGCCUCGGCGACCCGGGAGCCCCCGCCCGAGCCGAGGACAGUGCCGGAGACGAGGCCUCCGGGCCCCCGAGCCGUCCGAGCCCGCCGCUUCCUGCUCUGCCUCUACCUGGUGGGAUUCUUGGUGAGUGAACGCUCGGCUGGGGGCCAGGACUUGUUUGGUGUCAGCAUGGUUGUACCUUUACUGAGCCUUCAUGUCAAGUCCCUUGGAGCAAGUCCUACGGUAGCUGGAAUAGUAGGCUCCUCCUAUGGCAUUUUGCAACUCUUUUCUAGCACGUUGGUGGGAUGCUGGAGCGAUGUGGUUGGAAGACGGUCCUCCUUGCUGGUGUGCAUUCUGCUCAGCGCCCUGGGUUAUCUCCUCCUUGGGGCGUCCACCAAUGUCUUCCUGUUUGCCCUGGCUAGGGUCCCUGUGGGUAUUUUUAAACACACCCUCUCCAUCUCCAGGGCUCUGCUUUCUGAUCUGGUUGCAGAGAAGGAACGGCCACUUGUACUGGGACAGUUCAAUACAGCCUCCGGUGUGGGCUUCAUCCUGGGCCCCAUGGUCGGGGGAUAUCUCACUGAGUUGGAUGGUGGAUUCUAUCUCACGGCCCUCAUCUGUUUCUCUGUCUUCCUUCUCAAUGCUGGUCUCGUCUGGCUGUUUCCUUGGAGUGAAGCAAAACUCAGUGGUACAAAGAAUGGCCUGAGAUUGGGCAGGAAGCCCGUGCUACCUAGGGAGACAGACGGUGAGGUGCAGGAAGCAGCCCCCACACCUGGGGCCCCAAAGAGCAAGGAGACUGCUCAGUGGGCCUGGGCAGAAGUCACAUGGGCCUUGCGGGACAUGCGGAGCCUGCUGUUCUCCGAAAUGUGGGACAUAUUCCUCGUUCGCCUGCUGAUGGCAGUGGCCGUCAUGCUGUACUACAGCAACUUCGUCCUGGCCCUGGAGGAACGCUUCGGGGUGCGCCCCAAGGCCACGGGCUACCUCAUCAGCUAUAGCAGUGCCCUGGGGGCCCUGGCCGGCUUCGCCCUGGGGCCCAUCCUGCGGCUGUACAGGCACGACUCGCACGCGGUGCUGCUGCACUCCAGCGCGCUCACCUGCACGCUGCUGCUGCUCUACUCCACGGCCCGCAGCAUGGGCGUGGUGGUCCUCUCCUCCACACUUCUGUCCUUCUCCACCAGCAUCGGCAGGACCUGCAUCACGGACCUGCAGCUGACCAUGGGCGGGGCGCAGGCCAGUGGCACCCUCAUUGGCAUGGGGCAGUCGGUGACCGCAGUGGGCCGCAUCAUCGCCCCUCUGCUCUCCGGGGUGGCCCAGGAGGUCAGCCCUUGUGGGCCCCCCAUUCUGGGGGCAGCUUUAGCCUUGGUGGCUAUUUUCAUAAUGUCACUAAACAAAUCUCGCUCUGGUGGUGAUAGAAUCGGUAAAUUAAAACGUGAAUAGGGUGGAUUUGGAUAACACAAAGAAGCAAAGUGGGUUCUGUGAAUCAGGGACAAAGGUCAUGACUAGGGCUCUUCAGAGAGGGUGGCUGGUGUGAGUGAACCUUACCUCCUGGCGGGCGGCUCUGGUGGUGGGCUCCCAGGGGGACCCAGGGCUGUGCAGCUGAGCCUGAGUCAACAGAAGUCACAGUGGAAGGCAGGAAAGUUAAGCCUGGAGGGAGACUUUGCCAGCAGGGACCAGAUUCAGUGUUUACCUCUUCCUCUCUGGUAGACAAACAGAAUAUGGUGAGUGGAUGAAGGGAGGGAACCACAUCUUUUUCCCUACUGAACAGCGUGGCGACAGCUAACAGUCACAUGUUGACCACCUGGAACCCGGUUUUCCUGGUACAUUCCAUGAGCUGAAAGGGAGCUUUGCUGCUGUCAAAAUCCUGGAGGUUGAAGACGCUCUUUUAUUAAAACCAGCCCUUCACUUCCUCAGACUUGAUUAAAAAUCUGAUGCUGACCUCGCCCCUGAGACAGACUCUGUGGCUCUGUGAGACCGAGAACUCUGCAGAGUCAUGCCUCAUGGAGUCAGAAGGAGGAGACACUGAGAUACGCUGCUUUUGAUGAAAAGCCUGAGACCGGGGCGUUUUUAUCAAUGGCUGAUGAAAUUUAGACUGUUAAAGCUGUUUGCAGUCACCAUGUGUCACACUUUUCCCACCUGACAGCAAAUGUGCUCCGCAAUAGGAGGGACGGGUUCUGGAGCCUGCUCCCUGUCCUCACUGGGACUAAAGACCCCUGGACUUCAGCCAUGACAAUCUGCUUCUAGAAUCCUGUGUCCCAGUCACAUUAUGUCAUUCUGGUGCUGAUAGGAGCUGGCGGUGAAAUCCAAGUGCAUGGGUGCAUUUAAGCAGAAUGUCUCAUGCAGAGUAAGGGCCAGGUGUCAUGCCACAUUGGAGUAUUCCAUGGGGUCUGUAUUAAAGAUGAUUUCCUUUAUUCCAAUUCAGUGUUGUACCCAGGGAGAGCCACGUUAACCUACAGGGAAGUGUUCUGGUGUGUCUUCUCCUGGGCCCUCUCUAAACUGCCAUUCAUUAGCAGCACGCGAGGGGUCAGGAAAGGGGCCCUGGCGAGGGCCGGGCACAUGCGCAGGGAGGCGAGUGCGGGCAGGCUGGUCAGUGCGGUUACACUGGUUCUUCAUGCAGACCAUUUGGGCCCGCUUUUCUUCACACUGCCAAAGUUCACAUUCCUUUUGAUCCUCUUAAUUAGUCCACUAGGACAUUAUUCCUAUUUUCAACCUAACACACGUGUAAUUAUAAACUAUGUUAAUACACUAAUUUUUCAUAACUUGAAUAUUUAUUGUUUGUAAAUUGGAAAAAAAUUUCCAUAGUUUCAGAAAUUUUGAAUGGGGUGACCCUAACACCCUAUUAUAACAAUUGAAAGUAUGUUUUAGUUUGAAGAUUGUCCCUUCUCUUAUCUGGCUUCAAGAAAAAUAAUUAACUUUUCAUUAGGUGUUAAAAUGGCAAAUUUUUACCCAGAGCUAAAGUGCUUUUGAGACCAAAAUAUUGUAUGAAAUGUUCUUGCCCGUAAGGAGCAUGCUGAACGUCGUAGAGCUGAGACUGAAAGGACAAUAAAUAAUAAGGGUUUAUGCAGUGAAGUGUAAUUCACAAGGAUUUUUCCAAAAGAUUAGCUUUUCUUCAUUCUCAGAAAUAGGUGAGUUUCUAAAAAGCUCUUAAAUACAGACUUUUUUCAUUUUUAAAAUCAUAGCACUUUAUUUUGAAGUUAAACAAAACCUAAAACUUAAUGAGGCUUUGUAACUAAUCAGACACAUGAAAAUAUUUAAAACCAAAGAUUGGUCUUACUCUACAGAAUAGGGAAACAUUGUUAUUCUCCACUGGUGAUCUGAGUUUUUGUUAAGCUGAUUUCUUUUUUCUAAGAAAUAUUUCUUCCCAGUUCCUCUUACAUAAUCUAGUACCUUGUUGUUCAAAGUUUAGUACAGAGACUGGCUGCCAUCGUCGCUGGGAGCUUAGACAUGCAGAUGCUUAGGUCCCAGCACAGACCUCCUAGGGACCAUUUUGACAAGAUAUCCUGCUGAUUUGUUUGCACAGUAAAAUUUGAAAACCACUGGUGUAAUGAAUACUGUUUGUAUUGUUUACAAAAUAUAAUCUCAGGGAAAUUAAAUUUGUUCAACUAA